CACACACUAUACGGCACUUUUCACAGCUCUUAUGCGAGCAUCACGCACACUCCUUGGAGAACAUUUGCUUCUCUCAUUCUCUUUCUCACAUGACUUGUCCUGGAAUUUUAAAAGGGUUUACGUCUAAUAUUGUUGGAAAUAACUUUGGCUGGCGACACAGUGAGAUGGAAGGUCUCUGACUUGCACCAGCCUGAAGUUACAUUAUGGUUCUGGGUCGAGCUGUCAACAUGAGUUUGAUGGACAUUUCUAAGAUCUUUUCCCUGCUGCAGCCUAAGGAGGAGGAAGGGGACAGUGAGCAGUGUCAGGCCUUAAACAACGCCGUGAGCAGCAACGACGUGACUCUGCUCUCUGAGCUCCUUUCCCAGGAGAGCCACAGACGGUGCAUCAAUGCCUGCAGUGGGUGGGGGGUCCCGGUAACCCCUCUGCGCACUGCUGCUGCUCUGGGACACUUGAGGUGCCUGGAGUUACUCUUGGAGCACGGCGCAGAGAUUGACUGCCUGGAUGUGAAGGCCCAGACACCUCUGUUCACAGCUGUCAGUGGGAAACAUCUGGACUGUGUUGUUGCCCUGCUGAAGGCUGGAGCUGAUCCCAAUGGCAGUGAGUACAACAACUGCUCUCCACUGCUGACCGCCGCCCGGGAAGGUGAUGCAGAUGUCCUCAGAGAGCUGCUACGGUUUGGAGCCCAAGUGGAUGUUAGACCCAAAGUGCCUGAGUGGGCCUCCAGUGGCACAGCGUGCCGGGGGCCACUGUAUAUCUCAGCUAUUUAUGGACACAUUGACUGCUUUAAAUUGCUGCUUCUGCAUGGGGCCAACCCCAACUACAACUGCACAGAUGAGAAGAUGCUGGCCAGGAUCAAGCAGCCAAAGACAGUUCUGGAGGUGUGUCUCCGUUAUGGCUGCGGGGUGGAGUACAUUCAGCUUCUUAUAGACUUUGGGGCAGAUGUUUAUCUGCCUACACUGAUCAUUGACAAGACCACAAAGCAGAAUGAAGCUCUCGCACUACUGCUGAAGGAGAGAGUUUGUCCCAAAACACUGAUGUCACAGACUCGGCUGGUGAUUCGAAGACACGUCUCCUUCACUGAUAAAGAGCCUGCCAUAGACAGUUUGGACAUUCCUCAGAUCCUGAGGAACUACCUGAAACAUGACACCACUAAAUUCAUGUGAUGCUCAUACUCACCUGAAGACACAUGGCCAGUGAUUAUUUGUUUUGUUUUUUAACUUGUUACUGUACACCAGGGGUGUCAAAC
Molecule: messenger RNA, 1246 nt
Organism: Solea senegalensis (Senegalese sole)
Lineage: Eukaryota; Metazoa; Chordata; Actinopteri; Pleuronectiformes; Soleidae
Product: ankyrin repeat and SOCS box protein 12-like
Exons: 4
Coding region: 204-1163 (319 amino acids)
Molecular function (GO): protein binding
Source: RefSeq, a predicted model, not a curated record